This is a messenger RNA of Strongyloides ratti, 1998 nucleotides long. Its product is annotated as Zinc finger, BED-type predicted domain-containing protein. The record is from RefSeq and is a predicted model, not a curated record. NCBI's taxonomy places the organism in Eukaryota, Metazoa, Nematoda, Chromadorea, Rhabditida, Strongyloididae. The transcript is spliced from 3 exons. Bases 1 to 1998 code for a protein of 665 amino acids.
AUGGAAAAUGCAAAAAAUAUGGAAACUGUCUUUAGACAAAAUCAUUUAUUAUCAAUAAUAUUAAAUGAUUUACAAGAAACAAAAAAUAUGGAUUCACUAGCAUUAACUUCAACAUUUUUUUAUAAACUUAUUAAUAGAAUAGAAAAACGAAAAAAAGUUUAUGAUGAAGAUUGUUUAUAUAGAAUACAUAUUUUUAAUAAAAAUGGUAAAGAAUAUUUUUUAGUUUGUAAUUACAAUCGACAUCUUCCAUUAAGAUUUUAUAAUUUUGAUGAAGAAAUUAUAUAUCUACAACAAUUACCAAAAGAUUUUUUAAGAUAUGAUAAUGAAGUUAUUAUUAUUAUUGAUGAUCAAUUAGAUAAUAUUUCUGAGGAAGAUGUUGAAAAAUUUGUUACAAAACUUUCUAAGUUUAUUGAUAACUUAUUUAAUUUAUUUAUCAAUGCUAAUAUGUUAACAUUUGCAUUAUCAAUGCCAGGAGUACGAUCAUUUGUAAUUGGAAGAAUAAUUAAUCAAUUAAAAAGUAAUAAGAUAGAAAAAAUUAAAUUGAUUGGUGAGGAUAUAUUUCAAAAAUUUGAUGAUCGAAAAAGUUUAUUAUUUGAUGAUAUUUUUUGUAAUUUACCCAAUAUGAAAGAACUUAAAAUAAGUGGAUAUAUUUUUAAUAGAAAUAAAAAAAAUUGGAAUGAUAACAAAAAUUUACUUAAUAAUAUUUUUAAAAGUUUAUCAAAUAAAAAUAAUUGUUUAUUAAAUUUUGAAAAUAUUGAAUGUAAUACUGGAAAUGAAUUUUUCAAAAGACUUUUAAAAUUAGCAAAAAAAUAUAAUAUACAAUAUAAUGCAAUUAUGAUGGUUUCUCUUGCUAAUAAUGAUACAAAAAAUAUUAUUAUAAAUGAUAAUUUUGAUCCUACAAAUAUUUCUAAUUCUAUUUAUAAUUUACUUAAUAAAACACCAAUAAAAUCUGAUGAUAAUACUGAUGAAAUAACUGAUACUGAUAAGAAAAAGAAAACAUUAGGAGAUUUAUAUACUAAAUUAAAUGAUGACAUAUCAGUUGAUGAAACAUGUUCAACUAAUAGUGUAGAUACAAUGGAACAUCAUGAUCAAUGUGAUAGUGAAAGUCCUAUAGACAAAGGAAAUAAUGACGAUUCACAAAAUGCAGCAUCAUGUAAUAGACCAGCUGGAAGAAAAAAGACUCAUGCUGUUUGGAAUUUUUUUAAAGACCUUAAAGAUGUAGAUCCUGAAGCGAAUGGCGCUAUGUGUUUACAUUGUGAUUGGAAAGGAAUAGAAAAAGGACCAAAUAAUUUAAAGAUUCAUUUAAAAAAAUCUCAUACAGAGGAUGGUAUUUAUUCACAGUAUUGUGAUGCUGUUGCUAAAACACCAACACAACCAUAUUCUAAAAGAAAAAGAAAUACAGAUAUUGGAGAUAGUAAUGGAAAAAAUCCAAAAGUAGCAAAGACAAAUAAUAUUGACUCAUUAAAUUUCUUAAGCCUUUUUGAUUCUAUUACAGGUAAUCCAAAUGGAGAAGAUGAACAAGAAAAUGAAACAUCAUUAAAAAUGCCUUUAUUUGAUAAUCUUCAAAAAGCAUUUAAUUUAGAUGCAUUAACAGUUGGAGAAUCACAAAAUUUAAAUCCACUUUGGUUGGCGGCAUCCAUCAAUCAACAAACAUUACUUAAUAACAUUAUAAAUAUAAAAAAAGAUGGAGUUGGGUCUUGUCAGGGGCAAUCAGAUGACAAUUACCUUUCAAUAUUCCCGAUUUUAGCAAAAGAUCUUAAUUUAAUGAUGACAUAUAUAUACAAUAAUUAUCAUGAAUUUACUUUUUCCUCAAAAAGUUUAAAUAGAUCAUCUGAUGGAAUUAAUAAGACAAUUAAAGUAAAAGAUAUAAAUAAUGAAUUAAAAAUGUAUUUGACAGAAGACGGUAUACUUCAAGAAAUUGGUACAUUUGAGAAGGUUGAUAAAAAUCAGUUAAUGUGGGCAGUACGCGUAAAGAUGCAGGCGAUACUUUUUAAUUGA